GGUUCAGUUAAACUGGGUUCAGUGAAUCAGGUCCAGUUAAACUGGGUUUAGUUGACCAGGUUUGAUUAAACUGGGUUCAAUGAAUUGGGUUCAGUUAAACUGGGUUCAAUGAACUGGGUUCAGUUAAACUGGGUUCAGUUAAACUGGGUUCAGUGAAUCAGGUCCGGUUAAACUGGGUUCAGUUCCUCAGGUUUGAUUAAACUGGGUUCGAUGAACUGGGUCCAGUUAAAGUGGGUUCAAUGGACUGGGUCCAGUGAAAGUGGGUUCAUCCCAGGCUGGCACAUGUGGGAUGGGGACAAGUACUGGGAUGGGGAUAGGGAUGAGGACAAGGAUGGGUGCAGGGAUGGGGAUGAGGGUGGCACUGGUAACCCCACCUCUGACCUUCCCUCCCUCCCAACGCCGAUUCCCAGUGCCGGGAACGCCGCAUUCCCCAUGGAUGUCACCGGCAUUGCCUGUGCCGCCCUCCUGGCACUGCCGGUGGUGGCCCUCGUGGUGCUGGCGCAGCGCCUGGGGCUCCUCUACCAGCUCUUCCAUAAGGUGGAGCCCCAGAGCCCUCGGCACGGGGGGGAGCUGGUGGCAGAGGUGCUGAAGGCCCACGGGGUCCGGUUCAUCUUCACCCUGGCCGGUGGCCACAUCUCCCCGGUGCUGGUGGCCUGCGAGAAGGUCGGGAUCCGUGUGGUGGACACCAGGCACGAGGCCACUGCCGUGUUUGCCGCUGAUGCCGUGUCCAGGAUCUCCGGUCGCAUUGGUGUUGCCGUGGUCACCGCCGGUCCCGGUGUCACCAACACAGUGACAGCCGUCAAGAACGCCCAGAUGGCCGAGUCCCCAUUGCUGCUCAUCGGGGGUGCUGCUGCCACCCUGCAGAAGGGCCGCGGUGCUCUGCAGGACAUAGAGCAGCUCUCACUCUUCAGGACCCUAUGUAAAGAGGCCGUCUCGGUGCGCACCGUGCGCGGCAUCGUCCCCACACUGCGCCGCGCUAUGGCCACCGCGCAGUCGGGGACCCCAGGCCCUGUCUUCGUGGAGCUCCCCAUUGAUGUCCUCUACCCCUUCCAUGUGGUGCACAAGGAGAUCACUGGCACCAGGAGCGCCCGGGGGCUGCGGGGGAAGGUGGUGCAAUGGUACCUCCAGAACUACCUCCGGAACCUGUUUGCGGGUGCCUGGGAGCCGCAGGAUGUGUCCCCGUUGCCAGUGAAGGUGCCAUUGGCCACUGAGGAUGAGGUCCAGCGCUGUGCCGAGCUCCUGAGCAGAGCCACCAAACCCCUGGUGCUGGUGGGCAGCCAGGCCCUGCUGCCCCCGACCCCGGCCGAGGAGCUGCGGGCGGCGCUGGAGGCUCUGGGGGUCCCCUGUUACUUGGGGGGUGCAGCCAGGGGGCUCCUGCCCCCCAACAGCCCCAUCCUCCUGCGGCAGAACCGGCGCGAGGCCCUGCGGGAGGCAGACCUGGUGCUGCUGGCAGGCACCGUGUGCGACUUCCGCCUCUCCUAUGGGCGCCUCUUUGGCCGCGGCGCUGCCAUCGUGGCCGUGAACCGGGAUCGGGAGCAGCUCCUAAGGAAUUCCGAUGUCUUCUGGAGCGCGCGGCUCGCGGUGCAAGGGGAUGCCGCAGCCUUCGUGGUGCGGCUGGCGCGGAGCCUGCCGGGAUACGGCUGCUCCCGGGAAUGGCUGCAGAGGCUGCGGGAGAGAGAGCGGAGCAAGGAGCAGGAGAACCGGGAGAAGGCGCUGAUCCCGACGGAGCAGCACCUGAACCCUCUGGAGCUGCUGCAGGUGCUGGAUGAGCUCCUGCCUCCCGAGAGCAUCCUGGUGGCCGAUGGGGGGGACUUCGUGGGUACCGCAGCCUACCUGGUGCGGCCGCGGCGGCCCCAGGCCUGGCUGGAUCCCGGCCCCUUCGGGACUCUCGGUGUCGGAGGCGGCUUCGCACUGGGGGCCAAGCUCUGCCGGCCCGAGGCCGAGGUGUGGGUGCUCUUCGGGGAUGGGUCCCUGGGCUACAGCCUCGUGGAGUUCGACACCUUCGUGAGACACAAGGUGCCGGUCAUCGCACUGGUUGGCAAUGACGCCUGCUGGAGCCAGAUCGCGCGGGAGCAGGUGGCUCUGCUGGGCAGCGGCGUCGCCUGCAGCCUCCAGUACCUGGGAUACCACCUGGUGGCCGAGGCUCUGGGUGCCAAAGGCUUCGUGGUUGGGCGCCAGGACCGGGAGCGCUUGGGCAGCGUCAUCCGCGCGGCGCAGGAUUCGUGCCGCGGCGGCCGCCCCGUCCUGCUCAAUGCCCUCAUCGGCCGCACCGGCUUCCGCGACGGCUCCAUCUCCGUCUAGGGACCGAGGGGCUCCAAUUGGCCCCAAAAUAGCCCACGAAUAGCUCCAAAAUAGCCCCAAAGUGGCCCCCAAAUGGCCUGAAAAUGGCCCAAAAGUGGCCCCAAAACGGUCCCAAAAUGGCCCUAAAGUGUCCCCAAAAUAGCCCCAAAUUGGUCCCUAAAGUGUCAUCAAAGAGGAUCUAAAGUGGCUCCAACAUGGUUCCAAAGUGGCCACAAAGCAUCACCAAAAUGGCCCUAAAGUGACCCAAAGUGGCUCCAAAUUGGCCCCAGAAUAGCCCCAAAUUGGCCCCUAAAUGGCUCCAGAAUAGCCCCAAAGUGGUGCUAAAGUGGCCCCCAAAUGGCCUGAAAAUGGCCCAAAAGUGGCCCCAAAACGGUCCCAAAAUGGCCCUAAAGUGUCCCCAAAAUAGCCCCAAAUUGGUCCCUAAAGUGUCAUCAAAGAGGAUCUAAAGUGGCUCCAACAUGGUUCCAAAGUGGCCACAAAGCAUCACCAAAAUGGCCCUAAAGUGACCCAAAGUGGCUCCAAAUUGGCCCCAGAAUAGCCCCAAAUUGGCCCCUAAAUGGCUCCAGAAUAGGCCCAAAGUGGUGCUAAAGUGGCCCCAAAUGGCCUGAAAAUGGCCCCAAAAUGGCCCUAAAGUGUCCCCAAAAUAGCCCCAAAUUGGCCCCUAAAUGGCUCCAGAAUAGGCCCAAAGUGGUGCUAAAGUGGCCCCAAAUGGCCUGAAAAUGGCCCAAAAGUGGCCCCAAAACGGUCCCAAAAUGGCCCUAAAGUGUCCCCAAAAUAGCCCCAAAUUGGUCCCUAAAGUGUCAUCAAAGAGGAUCUAAAGUGGCUCCAACAUGGUUCCAAAGUGGCCACAAAGCAUCACCAAAAUGGCCCUAAAGUGACCCAAAGUGGCUCCAAAUUGGCCCCAGAAUAGCCCCAAAUUGGCCCCUAAAUGGCUCCAGAAUAGCCCCAAAGUGGUGCUAAAGUGGCCCCCAAAUGGCCUGAAAAUGGCCCCAAAAUGGCCCUAAAGUGUCCCCAAAAUAGCCCCAAAUUGGCCCCUAAAUGGCUCCAGAAUAGGCCCAAAGUGAUGCUAAAGUGGCCCCAAAGUGGUCCCCAAAUGGCCUGAGAAUGGCCCCAAAGUGUCCCCAUGGGGGGGGGGGUUUGGGACAUUCACAUCCCCAUCAUCAUCUGGGGGGUACCGUGCCCCCUCCUUAUCGAUGUCCCCCAUAGAGCACCCAGAGCCCAGUGGCAAGUGCAGCUUGUGUCAUUUAUUGCUGGUGACAGUGACAAGGCAGUGGCAGGACAAAGGGGGGGGGGUCAGGCCACCAUUGGAGUGGGGGGGGACAACACAAAAGGGGUCCCCCCCUCCAGGCACUAACCCUGGUGGCUUCACAUUGAGCUGGUUCCUUUAAGGCUAAUACUGAGCAAGGCUUGGGGGGGGGGGGGGGGUAUUUUGAGGUGCCCCCCACCCCAUAAUACUGGUAAUGGGGUAGAAGGGAUGGGGGGGGAGUGUUUUGGGGAUCCCCCCCAGUAACACUGUCAAUGGGUCUGUUUUGGGGGUGCGAAGAGGCUGUGGUGAUGGUGCAAUAAAUAAAGCUGAGCCCCCCCACCCCGUA
Melopsittacus undulatus (budgerigar) is the source of this 3893-nucleotide messenger RNA. It is a transcript of the gene ILVBL, whose product is annotated as ilvB acetolactate synthase like. NCBI's taxonomy places the organism in Eukaryota, Metazoa, Chordata, Aves, Psittaciformes, Psittaculidae. Gene Ontology annotation, molecular function: flavin adenine dinucleotide binding; thiamine pyrophosphate binding; acetolactate synthase activity. Gene Ontology annotation, biological process: L-valine biosynthetic process. The transcript is spliced from 15 exons. The record is from RefSeq and is a predicted model, not a curated record. The coding region runs from base 211 to 2301 and encodes 696 amino acids. Gene Ontology annotation, cellular component: acetolactate synthase complex.